Colletotrichum godetiae is the source of this 1167-nucleotide messenger RNA. RefSeq lists its product as uncharacterized. The record is from RefSeq and is a predicted model, not a curated record. NCBI's taxonomy places the organism in Eukaryota, Fungi, Ascomycota, Sordariomycetes, Glomerellales, Glomerellaceae. The transcript has a single exon. Bases 1 to 1167 code for a protein of 388 amino acids.
AUGGAUCAUCAACAAACACCACACGACGGUCCCUCAACCAUCCUCAACCGCCUUGCGUUCCUCCCACUCGAGCUCCAAAAGCACAUCAUCUACGACUACCUCACGGUAAGUAGCCCCUGCCUCUUAUCCCUCUUCGUGCCCGACUGGGCCGUCUGCGCCCGCGCCUCGGAUCCCGUGAAUGAGAUUUACGACCUCCAGCGGAUCGACGUCUAUACCAAGGGCGGCGGCAGCGUUCAAGGUAAGUACGAGUGUGGUGUGAGGCACGGGGAUGGGCAUCACGCUCCGUUUCCGUUGAUGAGGCAGGCAGACGACGGCUGGGGGGAUCAGCAGCACCAGCAGCAUGGCGCGUUGUUGUUGGACGAGCUGGGAAAGAGAUUUCCUGUUGCGAUGGACUGGGCUCUGCGCGACCUCGGACGGAACGGGCUGAGAGUCUUUGAGCAGGUUUGGCCUAGGGGUCAUGACGAUGGGAUAGGUAGGUGCAUGGCUAGCGGAGCGCUCGUCUUUUGUGAAGGUGGUCGCGGCCGCGGUCGAGAUGCCGACUAUCCUCGCCCUACAGGAACAGUCCCGACGAACUUGGGGAUGCCAUUGUUGUUACCCCGCCACCUACUAUUCAACAGCUUGCCCUCCGACCCUUGGCUCCAGCUCCGGCUGCGACGUAACGCCGUGACCGACUUCCGAUGCGAGAUGGCGUUCGUCAUCGAACGGGGACCAGAGGAGUUUGUCGCGGUGGACUGGACUGCCAUGACGCAGCUCGAGACGCUGUUCCUCGAUUUGCGAACGUAUGCUGCUCAGGGUGGUGGUACGUUCCUCCGGGACGGGAUCCGGCGCGCCGCGGUGAAGAUGGGGUGUCUUCGCCUCCGGUGUCUUGUUGUUGCGGGGCUGAGGACGGGGGAGAAGUACGGUAGGUCGCGGGGUGGUGCGUGGGAGACUGACGAGGAGGAGGUUGAUGGGGAGGUGAAUUGGGUCCAAGUUUUUGCGCCGGCGUUAGAGGAGGGCGGGAGGCUGGUGUUUGUUGAUCGGAGGGUUGGGGACGUUGAUUGGGAUGCGUGGAGGGUCCGGGCUGAGGCGGAGGAGUUAUUGGUUCCUGAGGGUGAGCGGGGGGAGGGGGAGUGUGUGACUGAGAAGUAUUUGAGGCAUGUGGACAGGGUGAUGGGUGAUGGUGAGUGA